AUGGCAAUCAAGGCUGUUUUGUUGUUGGUUUUUGCUUAUCUCCUUGUGGAAAUGCCAACAACAAGUGCAAUGGUGCCUGCAGUUAUCGUGUUCGGAGAUUCGACGGUUGAUCCGGGGAACAACAAUCAGAUAUCCACCGUCUUGAAGAGCAAUUUCGCACCCUACGGUCGGGAUUACUUUGGUGGUCAGCCGACCGGACGUUUCUCCAAUGGUAGGAUUGCCACGGACUUCAUUUCGGAAGCCUUCGGGAUCAAGCCGGCCAUACCUGCUUACUUGGAUCCCAAGUAUGACAUACGAGAUUUCGCUACCGGGGUCUCGUUCGCUUCCGCUGGAACCGGUUACGACAAUGCUACCUCCGAUAUCUUGUCAGUGAUACCAUUUUGGAAGGAAAUGGAGUACUACAGAGAAUAUCAGAGCAAGCUAAGAGGGUACCUAGGCAAUGACAAAGCUAGUCACCUUUUGAGUGAAUCGUUGCACCUUUUAAGCAUAGGAACCAAUGACUUCCUAGAGAACUACUACAUUUUACCGACCCGAUCAUCGCAGUAUUCGGUCGAUAAAUACAAGGAUUUCCUGAUAGGAAUCGCCAGCAAUUUCAUCAGGGAGCUUUACAAGUUGGGAGCUCGGAAGGUAGCAAUAACCGGCCUUGCUCCAAUAGGAUGUUUACCGUUGGAAAGAACGACGAACAUCAUCCACGGAAGCGCAUGCAUCGAAGAGUAUAACAACGUGGCUAAAGAUUUCAAUGUGAAGUUACAGGGGACCAUCACAGAGAUGAAUCAGGAACUCGGUGGAAUCCAAAUUGUGACGCUGAACACCUACGACAAAGUCUUAGAAAUGAUUCAUAAUCCGACUCGGUUCGGAUUCGAGAAUGCAGAAAAAGCAUGCUGUGGGACUGGAUACUUCGAGAUGAGUUACCUGUGUGAUAGAAGGAACCCGCUUACAUGUUCGGAUGCCAAUAAAUACAUAUUCUGGGACGCGUUUCACCCGUCGGAGAAGACGAAUUUCAUUAUUGCCGACUAUCUCGUCAAAACAGCCCUUGUCGUGUUCCGAUAAUCAUUAAAAACCAAAAAUAAGAAGCACUUGUUCAUUGUUGCAAAACUAGACAUACUAUUAUUAUAAUUG
This is a messenger RNA of Hibiscus syriacus, 1119 nucleotides long. Its product is annotated as GDSL esterase/lipase At4g26790-like. NCBI's taxonomy places the organism in Eukaryota, Viridiplantae, Streptophyta, Magnoliopsida, Malvales, Malvaceae. The record is from RefSeq and is a predicted model, not a curated record. Gene Ontology annotation, molecular function: hydrolase activity, acting on ester bonds. The transcript has 3 exons. The coding region runs from base 1 to 1050 and encodes 349 amino acids.